AUGUCUCGUUCCCAAUCUCGUGGUCGUGAAAAUUACGUAGCGUCUGGUCGUGGAGGCGCCGGCAAUAUUCGUCCUGCAUCGCGUGACCCUGCUCCCCGUGGAAAGGGCCCCGAUGAUUUCUCCCUUCUCGCGGGCGUGAACUCCCUAGCAUUGGUGACCCAUUCAGGCCGUGGAGGUGCUGGCAAUGUCCGAUCUCCCUCGCGUGAUCCUGAAGAGGAACGCAAGUACGCCGCAGAAGUUGCGCAAUAUGUCAAGGACCAUACGGAUCCCAAUGCACCUGUCAGCACUGGUCGUGGUGGAUAUGCGAAUAUCGACCGCUCGCGCUCUCGUUCAAAGGAACCGUCGCGUUCCAAGGAUGUCCACCGCACUCCUGUCCAUACGUAUGGCCACGGUGGCGCUGGAAAUAUCGCUCCUGGUGCCCACGAGGGCCAUCUAGCAGCCGUAGAAGAGGAUGAGAUCAAAAGGCAUCACCAUGCCGGUGGAAUCCACAGCACGGGCCGCGGCGGAGGAGGUAACAUGACAUCUGCAUACGCUUCCAACAAGGUAGACGCUGCCGAAGCCGGUGCUCAUCACCAGUCCUCGGGCGUCGUGUCCAGUGGUCGCGGAGGCUACGGCAAUAUGACCCAGUAA
Messenger RNA from Serendipita indica DSM 11827, 630 nucleotides. Lineage: Eukaryota; Fungi; Basidiomycota; Agaricomycetes; Sebacinales; Serendipitaceae. The record is from the annotation of a GenBank genome assembly.